GGACCUGAUGGCGAGAGGGCGUCGGCGACGUCAAGGGCUGCCACUUCGUUCGGGAUCUUUCAGCAGGAUUUUGGCAACACGGCCGUCUUGGCUUCCGAUACAUGGAUAAAGCGAGUCUGGAAAGAACUGGAGACCAUGGACAUCUAUGUGGCCUUUGAUUCUCCGGCCUUACCACUACGAUGCGUUGGUGAUGCUCUGCUGGUGGAAGUGUUUAUGGAUUUGGAGGUGGACCAAGACGAUCUGAAAUGGCUCAAUUGGUGUCGUAUGUUCCUUCAAGUGUGCACCGUUUCCGAUAUUGUCACGGCUGAUGGACGCUCUAUCCGCCAGUCGGCUUGGUGCGGAGAGCGUGAUGGCAUCCACCGGUCUCCAUAUCAAUGGCCACGGACAGUUCAACCAAACCGGGACCACUGGCGUCUAUAG
Molecule: messenger RNA, 420 nt
Organism: Cylindrotheca closterium
Lineage: Eukaryota; Bacillariophyta; Bacillariophyceae; Bacillariales; Bacillariaceae
Source: the annotation of a GenBank genome assembly